Astyanax mexicanus (Mexican tetra) is the source of this 1915-nucleotide messenger RNA. It is a transcript of the gene hgh1, whose product is annotated as HGH1 homolog (S. cerevisiae). Lineage: Eukaryota; Metazoa; Chordata; Actinopteri; Characiformes; Acestrorhamphidae. The transcript is spliced from 7 exons. The record is from RefSeq and is a predicted model, not a curated record. Bases 577 to 1725 code for a protein of 382 amino acids.
CUCAGAGCAGUGUCCAUCACUUCUUGCUGAGGACGAAGCCCCGCCCCCUCCACAACCCAUGUGUUCAGGGAGAGGAGAGAGUGAGCGCGCGGUUAAGAAUUGGAUUAUCGGAAUCCUCUGGGCUGUACACUGACAGUAAUCGGAUAUUAACCAAACUGUAACCAGUAAUCAGACUGCGAUCAAAUAGUAAUCAGACGGUGAUCAGUAAUCAGACUGUAAUCAGACAGUAGUCAGACUGUAAUCAGACAGUAAUCAGACUGUAAUCAGACAAUAAUCAGACAGUAAUCAGACUGUAGUCAGUAAUCAGACUGUAAUCAGACUGUAAUCAGACUGUAAUCAGACUGUAAUCGGACAGUAAUCAGACAAUAAUCAGUAAUCAGACAGUAAUCAGACUGUAGUCAGUAAUCAGACUGUAAUCAGACUGUAAUCAGACUGUAAUCGGACAGUAGUCAGACAGUAAUCAGUAAUCAGACAGUAAUCAGACUGUAGUCAGUAAUCAGACUGUAAUCAGACUGUAAUCAGACUGUAAUCGGACAGUAGUCAGACAGUAAUCAGUAAUCAGACAGUAAUCAGACGAUGCUGAGUGAGGGCGAGGCCGCGGAGCUGCUGUCGUUUCUGCAGUCGGACACGCGGCCGGACGUUAAGGGCGGGGCUACAGAGUACCUGCUGGGUCUGACGGGGACGCGGGACGGCUGCCGGUACCUCAGAACCAAACCGGACUUCCUGCGAGCCCUGCUGACCCUGACCUCUGACCCCUCCAUCGCCAUCGUUAAAGACUGUUACCACGCCCUCAUCAACCUAUCCGCCGACGAGACCCUGCACAAGCCCCUCCUCCAGGAGGCGGAGUUCCUGCCCACGCUGUUCCGGAACCUGCUGGACCCGGAGUACCCGUUCUCCGACCGCGUCUGCACCAUCCUCACCAACCUGUCCCGCCACCAGCCCACCUGCAGACAGGUGUUCCUCUCGCUGCAGCAGCAGGACGUCAGCCUGGCCAAAAUAGUGGAAAUAUUCUGCACCGAGGGAGCCAAUCAGAGCGCCUCGCUGCACUACCUCGGACCCCUGCUGUCCAAUCUCACGCAGCUCCCCGAGACCCGCCAAUUCAUACUGGAUAAAGAGAGGUGUGUGAUACAGAGACUCCUCCCCUACACUCAGUACGAGGCGUCAGUCACCCGGCGAGGGGGUGUGAUCGGCACUCUCAGAAACUGCUGCUUUGAACACGCUUAUCAUGAGUGGUUGCUAAGCGACGCUGUUGACAUCCUGCCGUUCCUGCUGCUGCCCCUCGCCGGACCUGAGGAGCUCUCAGACGAGGAGAAUGAAGGUUUGCCGGUGGACCUGCAGUAUCUGCCAGAGGACAAGAAAAGAGAGGAAGAUCCCGACAUCCGCAAGAUGCUCAUUGAGACACUCCUGCUGCUUACAGCCACUAAAGCCGGACGUCAGAUAAUGAAGCAGAAGAACGUUUAUCCCAUCAUGAGGGAGUUCCAUAAAUGGGAGAAGGAGCCGCAAGUGAUUUCUGCCUGUGAAAAACUGGUUCAGGUACUGAUCGGGGAUGAGCCGGAGGCUGGGAUGGAGAACCUGAUGGAGGUGGAGAUCCCGGAGGAGGUGGAGCAGAAGCUGAAGGAUCAGGACGAUAAAGAGAAGGAACAGAUAGAGAAGGAGGAGCAGGAGCUUCUGAAGGAGGAGAAGAAGAAACACCAGAGUGAAUCUCCUGAAGGACUGGAACGAUAAUCACAGCUCCCAAACAUCACAAUACAAACAGACUUUCUUUACCUUUAAUUAGAGCUCCACAAUAUAUCAAUACUUUAUUAAAUCAGGAUACAAUUUAUCAAAUCAACAGAGAAGAUUAUUACGGCCUGAAGAUCACUGACCCAACUGUACAUUUCAUUACAGAGAAAUAAAUAAAUCAUGUUAAACUGAA